CAGGUUCAUCGGGAGGGGGUUGCGUGCGGCCCAGUAGAAGACUGCAGGCUCAUGGCGGCACGAUGCUGCGGUAGGUACCCGUUCUAGAAUUAGUCCCUAUUUAAAGUGUGUCUGUUUCUUCUGUUUUCGGUUAUAUUUAGAAGUGCGCCCACAUGGCGAUGAGGGUCGUGCAUGCUGCCGCAGUGUCUGAAUUCCCUUCACUGAGUCUAGAAGCAUAUCUGGAGCCGGUUCCGAAUUCCCCUUCCGUGGAACCAGUUGCUAUCAAGCAGUCAGGGGGAGCUUAUGAGAGGAUUGCUAGGGGAAUAUCAGGGAGCAAUGUUAGGGGUAGGCCCUUCUAGACUCGUAUAUAUCUCCCAAUGCGCAUGAUACGGUUAGUCCCGCUUGAUUUUGAGCACCUCUCUUAAAGUGAAUGUCGCUCGCUCUCGUUUUCAUUUGCCCUACCAGAGACUACGUGACAUUGCGACAUUACUUCAGUAACCGUUAAUUUUAACCGUAUGAACAAUAGCUGCGCGCUUCUGUGUGUCGUGUGUUCCC
Messenger RNA from Yamadazyma tenuis ATCC 10573, 534 nucleotides. The record is from RefSeq and is a predicted model, not a curated record. Lineage: Eukaryota; Fungi; Ascomycota; Pichiomycetes; Serinales; Debaryomycetaceae.